UUCAAUUCCAAUGGCCUUUCCAAGCAUUUACAAUAGUAGGUUAUAGUGUUGCUCCUAGGUCAGUGCCUCCGUGGUAUAUUCCAGUUCCAGUAAUUCAUGCACAGUGAUUAUAUUGCAUAGUGUUUGGAUUAUAGGUCGUGCAGUUUCAUUCUACAGCAACAGAUACAUGCCAUUCUGCAUUUAUGAUUUAUAAUUCAGUCAAUGGAGGAUUUUCGGCUUGGACUCCAUGGAUAAAAUGUUCGGAUACGUGCGGAGAUGGGACCAGAAGCCGGUAUCGGCUUUGCAACAAUCCCCCACCACAGUACGGUGGGACUGAGUGUAAUGGGGACUUGUCUAGCUUCGAUGCAUGUUCUAUACAGAAGAUAUGCCCAAAUAUUUGGUGUUACCAGUGCAAUAGCAGUGAUAACAAUCACUGUCACAAAAAAACUUCGAUGACUCCCAGUACGAUUACAACAAAAUAUACAUUGCUCCUGACAGACAAGCAUGUGAGAGAUGCACACAGGGAAUCAAGGAUGGCGUCUACCACAGAGGGUGUACAUCGUCCGCAGAUGAAUAUGGAUGUUCCUUUGAUUUUUGCAACCAAGCCUCCUGUAUAAACACGGCAGCGUUCCUUCUGUUUAUGAAACUG
Mya arenaria is the source of this 628-nucleotide messenger RNA. Its product is annotated as A disintegrin and metalloproteinase with thrombospondin motifs 14-like. Bases 183 to 596 code for a protein of 137 amino acids. Lineage: Eukaryota; Metazoa; Mollusca; Bivalvia; Myida; Myidae. The transcript has 3 exons. The record is from RefSeq and is a predicted model, not a curated record.